AAGAAGCAGGCUGCACGUCUGGCGCCAUCGGUGAAGAAGUCGGUGAAGAGCCUGAUGCGGUUGAUGGUGUACGCAAGCAACGAGGACGAGUAUGAAGAUGCAAAAGGAGCUGUGUUGGAGUUGCUUGGAGGCGAUACAUCACACGAGUUGUACCGCACGUUCAUGGCAAACUGGGACAGUAACCAGGACGAGUGGGUUUCCUACAAGCGCGGCAACACGCCGCACCUGACGAACAACACCAACAAUAGGAUCGAGUCCAAGUGGGGGAAGAUAAAGGAUGUUAUUAACGACUCCUUCACUAUCGACCAACGCCUGUCUACGCUGAUGACGCUGCAGCACUAUGCCGAAGAGCAGUAUCUCGCAGCAUACCAUCAAAUU
Molecule: messenger RNA, 378 nt
Organism: Phytophthora sojae
Lineage: Eukaryota; Oomycota; Peronosporomycetes; Peronosporales; Peronosporaceae
Exons: 1
Source: RefSeq, a predicted model, not a curated record